AUGGAAACAACGCUCACACCAACGCCUACAACCCAAGAGUCCCACUCAGGCAUACCUCCUUCCCUCAUCCCCCUCGCAGAAGAAUCAAAACUUCUCCUACACAGCACCAGCACACCUCUAGGCCGUACCUCUGCCGCAAGAGAAGAACCACUUCCCGUCCUCCCGCCCGACGUUGACAGGCCCACGUUUAACGCUGCGAUCCAGGAACUCCGGGAAGGGCUAGGCGAGGAAUGGGUAGUGCUUAACACGGAAGAGCUAGAUGAUGGAUGGUACAUGGAGCACCCGAACACGCAUGAUGCGCAUCAUGUCUUUCCCCCCUGGGACCUCGUUUCCUCCGGCGUGUGCUACCCCUCCAGCACCGCUGACGUACAGCUCAUAGUCCGGUGGGCGAACAAGUACCUGAUCCCUAUCCACCCUAUUUCCCUGGGGCGCAACUUCGGCUACGGCGGUGCAGCCCCCCGCGUAAGGGGGAGUCUUAUCAUAGACUUAGGGAAGAGGAUGAACAGAGUGCUCAAGCUUGAUGGGGAGAACUGUUCUGCCCUCCUCGAGCCCGGAGUCACCUAUUUCUCCCUGUGGGAAACGAUCCGCGCCUCCGGUCUAGACCUGUGGGUCGACGUCCCUGACCUUGGUGGUGGAUCUGUACUCGGGAACGCCUGCGACCGAGGUGUGGGUUAUACACCGUACGGCGACCACUGGGCAAACCAUUGUGGGUUGGAAGUUGUACUGCCCACGGGGGAGAUUGUGCGGACGGGGAUGGGAGCGUUACCGGGGAAGGAGGGGGAGGACAACCCUACUUGGCAGAGUUUUCAGUAUGGAUAUGGACCGUUCUUGGAUGGGAUCUUUAGUCAGAGCAACUACGGGAUUGUCACCACGAUGGGCGUAUGGCUUAUGCCUGCUACUCAACACACAUCCUACAUGCUCACUUUCGCAGAAGAAGAGUCCUAUCCGGAAAUAAUGUCCCUCAUCCGCCCGCUAGCGAUCAACAAAGUCCUGGGCAACGUGCCCCAGCUCAGGCACGCAAUUCAGGAACUGACGAUUACCGGCCUCUCCCGCGCCUCCAUCUGGGACCAACCUGGCUCCGUACCGCCCGAGGUCGUGCGGAAAGAGGUAGCCAAGCUCCCGUGCGGGGAAUGCAGUUGGGUAUUCUAUGGCACCGUCUACGGCCCCGCUGCCUUCCGCGCUCAGCAGCUCAAAACGAUCAAGCGCCAGUUCUUCCAGCUCCCAGGGACCCGGCUCUUCCUCCCCUCCGACGUCCCAAGCACGCACUAUCUCCAUUCCCGCGCCCUGGUCUGCUCGGGUCAGCCGGUGCUUAGGGAGCUGAACUGGCUCGCUUGGGUCCCUAAUGGUGCACAUGUCGCUUUCUCACCUAUUUGUCCGACGGGGGGAGAACAUGUGAAGAAAUUGUACGAGAUGUGUAAGAGGAGGUGUAAGGAGUUUGGACUGGAUUUCUUUCCCACUUUGUGCGUCGCCUCUCGCGAAGCACACGUAAUAGUUGAGCUAGUAUACGACAAGUCAAGCCCAUCUUCCAAGCACGCCGCCUACACGUGCAUACGCACUCUGAUCGCCGAUGCCGCCCGGGCCGGGUACGGCGAAUACCGCACGCACCUCGUCUUCUCCGACCAGGUGGCAGGGACGUACAACUGGAAUGGCGGGGCACUGAUGAAGCUUAAUGAGAGGCUAAAGGAUGCGCUGGACCCGAGGGGGGUGUUGAGCCCGGGGAGGAACGGAAUUUGGCCGAGGAGGUUUAGGGACAAGGGAUGGGAGAUGGGGGAGGGGGAUGGAAGGGAGUGCAGUACCCAGGGCGUAGGGAUGAAGUUCUAUACUUAG
Messenger RNA from Dacryopinax primogenitus, 1827 nucleotides. RefSeq names its product vanillyl-alcohol oxidase. Gene Ontology annotation, biological process: lactate catabolic process. NCBI's taxonomy places the organism in Eukaryota, Fungi, Basidiomycota, Dacrymycetes, Dacrymycetales, Dacrymycetaceae. The record is from RefSeq and is a predicted model, not a curated record. Bases 1 to 1827 code for a protein of 608 amino acids. The transcript is spliced from 4 exons. Gene Ontology annotation, cellular component: mitochondrion. Gene Ontology annotation, molecular function: D-lactate dehydrogenase (cytochrome) activity; D-lactate dehydrogenase (NAD+) activity; FAD binding.